Molecule: messenger RNA, 2225 nt
Organism: Salarias fasciatus (jewelled blenny)
Lineage: Eukaryota; Metazoa; Chordata; Actinopteri; Blenniiformes; Blenniidae
Gene: scamp3
Product: secretory carrier membrane protein 3
Exons: 9
Coding region: 386-1414 (342 amino acids)
Biological process (GO): protein transport
Cellular component (GO): recycling endosome membrane; trans-Golgi network membrane
Source: RefSeq, a predicted model, not a curated record
CCUGUUUUCCUGCAGGGGGGACACUGGAGAAAAUAUAGCGGAUCUGAUCUGCUCAGCUCCCCGGCGACGAAAAAAAAAAAACAAAAAACAACAACAACUCAUCGGCGGACACUCUCAAGCAAGCGGGAUUGAUAAAGACGCGGCUGCUGCGUUGCUUCCAGUGCGGGGAGAUGAGCAGCGGCGGGGCGGGGAGCUGAGAGCUGCGGGUCGUCCUGCCACUCAUCUUUGUCCUCUUUUUACUAAUUAAAAAAAAACACUCCUUAAGGAUCCAGCCAGCACCGAUCAGGAAGAAGAAUAGUAUCCUUCUAUUUAUUGUUUGUGAGAUUUGCUACAAGUGGCGGCUGCUUUUUAUUUUUUUAUUUUUUUAUCGUGAGUUUCGAUUAAUAUGUCAAAGUACACGAGCUUCCCCGAGCCGAUGGACGACCACAACCCCUUCCAGGACCCUGCAGUGACCCAGCACAGCAGCAACACGGGAUAUGCCACACUGGACCUGUACAACCCCUUCGAUAACACAACAGCGCCUCCACCGCCGUAUGAAGCCACCUCUCCAUCAGCUCCCCCCGCGCCGGCACAGACUCCGCCCAGCAGGACCACGCCCACCGAGCCUCGGAACUAUGGCUCCUAUAACUCUCAGACCGUAGUGAGCGCCACCACCGCCGAGCUCCAGAGGAAGCAGGAGGAGCUGGAGAAGAAGGCCCAGGAGCUGGAGAGGAGAGAGCGGGAGCUGGAGUCGCACAGCCUGGGACCCGGAGCCUCCCGGCAGAAUAACUGGCCCCCGCUGCCGUCUUUCUGCCCAGUGGGGCCCUGCUUCUACCAGGACAUCAGUGUGGAAAUCAGCCAGCGUUUCCAGCGAACCGUCACCAUCAUGUACUACUUCUGGAUGUUCGGCACUUGCACGCUCCUCUUCAACCUGAUCUCCUCACUGGCCAUGUUCUGUGUGGACUCCACUGGUGGCGUUGGCCUGGGCCUGGCGAUCCUGUGGGCUCUCCUCUUCACCCCCUGCUCCUUUGUCUGCUGGUAUCGACCGGUAUACAAAGCCUUCAGGAGUGACAGCUCCUUCAACUUCUUCGCCUUCUUCUUCAUUUUCUUUGCCCAAGUGGUUGUUUAUGUCAUCAUGACCAUCGGCAUCCCCGGGUGGGGGUUCAGUGGCUGGAUUGUGAGCCUGGCUGCCCUGAAGACGAGUGUCCCCGUUGGUGCGAUCAUGUUGAUAAACGCCAUCCUCUUCACCGCCCAAACGGCCAUGGGAGUCGUCAUGCUGAAGAAGAUCCACGGGCUGUACCGGCAGACCGAUGCCAGCUUCCAGAAGGCUCAGGCCGAGUUCGCCACUGGAGUCAUGUCCAAUCAGGCCGUACGCCAGGCCGCCGCCAACGCCGCCUCCAGUGCCGCCCAGGGGGCCUUCACCGCCCCUCGGUAGAGAGGGACGAAUAAUGCUGGGAGGGGGAAGAUGAGGAGGAGGAGGAAGAGUCCCUUUCAGCUUGAUAAGGGGAUCAGUUUGCUAUUUAUUUCCCCGCCAGCGAUCCAAAAUUGAUGAGCGAGGAGCCAAGUCUCCAUAAUUAACCCCCUCCCCCCCUCCACCCCCCAGCCAAGUUAACUUGCAGGCAUGUGCAUGAGACUGAGGGGAAGUGGUCCGAUUUCUAAAGGUGUACAGGACAAGUUCGCUAUGUUGCCAAACCGAGUCAGCGAAUCAGAAGCGUUGAUUCAGAAAUCCAAACGAGAUGCUGAAGCUGGAGGAAAUGCGACGCGGUCUGAAGUGUCUGUGAACGCAGGGAAAAUGCUUUCGUUUUUUUUUGUGUGUGUGAAAAGACAAGCUGUGUGCCAAGUGGAGAGAAUCCUGGACGGCUCUCAUGUUGGAAAAGAUGUGAGUAUUGAUUAAUGAUGUGGAGUCAUGUUAAUAAAAAAAAAAAAAAAAAAUCAUAAAAGUGGAGCUGAACACUGAAAUUGCCAUCAUUACAUCAGAUCUGUAGCCAAGUAUGUUUAAAAUUUAGCCAGCACUCCUUUUUUUUUUGUUGUUGCUUGAGUGUAAACUAACAAGUUUCUUUUGUUUUGUUUUUUCUUGUCAUCUUUUCAAAUGAGAAUGCCUAUUUACUGUAUCGCCAAAACCUGUCAUCCUGUGAAGUGUUGUUUUGGUUCCUGUACCUGUCACUGUUCCGUUGGUGCUGCUUGUGGUUAUUCUGAGUAUUACACAUCACUGACUUGCUUUUAAUAAAAGUUGUCAUGCUUUCACA